AAGAAUAAGUUCGUUUCGAGAAAGCUUUUCCCGAUAUGUUGAAGACUUCGCACGGGAAAAUAUUUUUUAAAUCCGGCAAAGAAAGUGACAACAAAAGCACAAAUAUAUGCAGAUAACUUCAAAAGUAACCAACUCUAGAUACGACCCAGACUGCUGCCAACAUGCAUUUACAGGAUUAUCUGAGAAACGACGAAAAUGCGUCUGCGCCAGACGAUGGAAAUCAAAAUAAUACCUGUCGGCCUUCCUCCAAUCAGGAGCAGUUCAUAAGCCUCAACCGCAAUUGUCAGAAGGAUCUGCUGAGACUCCAUCCACCGCCGCCCUCAAAACCGCCGCCGCUCGCGGGUGCUGUCCUGCAAUCCCGCCUGCUGCAACACAUAAACACGGGCACGGAUGCAGUGGCCACAGAUGCUUUAGAAGUGCACCGUAGGGGAGCAAAUGCGCUUCAGCGGUCGGCCACUUUGCCAGCGAAAAACAACCGCAUAGGGGUUCGCAGCCGAGUGACUUUUAAAGUCCCACCGUCCGCCUCUCCUGCUCCUGCUCCUGACCGUGAUCCUGAUCCAAUCCUAGCACAGGUUGCUGCCGGCGAAAAAGCUAGAACCGUGAUAGCUCCCAAGGAGAAGGAAUCUAGCAAAAUGACAUCUGAAGACUUGUUGCAACCGGGCCAUGUUGUAAAAGAGCGUUGGAAGGUGGUGCGUAAAAUCGGUGGCGGCGGCUUCGGAGAGAUUUACGAGGGACAAGACCUGAUUACACGGGAACAGGUCGCACUCAAAGUAGAGUCCGCCCGCCAACCCAAGCAGGUGCUUAAAAUGGAAGUGGCCGUUUUGAAGAAGCUGCAGGGGAAGGAGCACGUGUGUCGGUUCAUCGGAUGCGGGCGAAAUGACCGCUUUAACUAUGUGGUGAUGCAGCUCCAAGGAAAGAAUUUAGCUGAGCUUCGUCGCGCUCAGCCGCGUGGCGCAUUUUCGCUUAGUACAACACUUAGGUUAGGCUUACAAAUUCUCAAGGCCAUUGAAUCCAUACAUUCUGUGGGCUUUCUUCAUCGUGAUAUCAAACCGAGCAACUUUUCCGUGGGUCGUUUGCCUUAUAACUGUCGACGCGUCUACAUGCUGGACUUUGGAUUGGCGCGUCAGUAUACCACUGGCACUGGCGAAGUGCGGUGUCCAAGAGCUGCAGCUGGUUUUCGCGGCACUGUUCGCUAUGCUUCUAUUAAUGCACAUCGCAAUAGGGAAAUGGGACGUCAUGACGAUCUGUGGUCGCUUUUCUAUAUGCUCGUUGAGUUUGUAAAUGGGCAGCUGCCGUGGCGGAAAAUAAAAGACAAGGAACAAGUGGGACUGACAAAGGAGAAAUACGACCACAGAAUACUGUUGAAGCACUUGCCGUCGGAUUUAAAGCAAUUUCUAGAGCAUAUUCAAUCUCUUACCUAUGCAGACCGACCGGACUACGCGAUGCUUAUCGGUUUAUUCGAGCGGUGUAUGAAGAGACGAGGCGUCAAGGAAUCUGAUCCAUAUGACUGGGAAAAAGUAGACUCCGCGGCGAUUGGCAACAUAAGUACAACAACAGGCCACCCAUCAGUUCCCGUAAAGAACGAUUACAUGCACGGGAAUAUAACACAAAUGACUGUGGCAGCAUCCAACGCAAGCGGCACAGAAUACGUGCGAAAGCGGGCUGAUAUCGAAACCGCUCAUAUAACAGCGACCGAACCAUUAAACAUGAAGGAGAAGGUCGAUAGAAACUGCAACGCAACCUCGCUAGCCCCGCAAACAAAGGGAUCUGGCGAAGCCUCCGUUCCACACGGCAAUACGACAAAUAAUCAAAACAUUGCACCCAAAGGAUUCGUUCAACAGCAGUCUGCGUUAGCCACAAACUCACAAGUGGCAUUACCCAAUAUUCAAAGUGCAACAAUCAACUCGCCAAUGGGUGCUAUAGGCAGCAAUGAUGCACAGGUAAUAGUACCACAGUCAGCGGUUCAUACAAAGAACACCCAGCCCCAAAACGGCGCUGGAUCGUUUUCUACAACAAAUCAAAACAACUCUGCUCCGGUGUACGGAAAUUCGUAUCCACAAUUGGAAGACAAAGCACCUACGAAGUUUUUGCCAGCCAAACCAAAUACAGAGUGCGAGAGUAUAGUCGACGGAGUCGCCAAGAGUAUAUUUGACCAGAAAAACGGCGAUGCCUUGCAAAUGAAAAAACUUAGUUCACCAGAGUUCGCCAGUAGUCAAAAUCAAACGCCAACGGCAGCGACAGCCGAGAAGAGCUCUGAAGUCAAGCGUUCAUCGGAAGACCAAAAGUCCACUUUUGGGCGUCUUCGUGUGCUCACAGCCCCGCCAACAAGUGUGCAUGAUCUGACUGCGUCUGGGGGUCACAGCCAGCAGGGGCCUGAGUUGUUAACAAAACAACAGACAACUGCACAGUUUCCAACCACCACCAAGGCUGGAUCCGUUGCCGGAAACAGCUCGUCCUCAAAGUUUGUCAUCAGUCAGCAUGGUCAGAUCUUUGGAAUGGCUGUGAUGCCGCCAGUUAACCGCCGAUCGGCAACAUCAACCAAUUUGCGGCCAUCUUCCUCUGGAGCAAACACCAGUUCAAUUCAGAGGAUCAACAGCGGAUCGACCGCUGGAGGAUGUUUUGGCACUGGAAGCAACACCGCCAGGAGCAGCGCUGCUGGGGAUCAUUCUGUUACCCAAUUUGCUUUGAUAGACGAUGAAAACGUCUCAGCACUACAACAGGUAACCAAGGGCGGAGCCCUCACGCUGGCGUCCCAAUGGAAGAGCCAGUUCGAUGACUCGGAGGACACUACUGAUAACGAGUGGAACAGAGAGCCGCAGUCGCAACCCAAUUUGGAGCAACUGAUUAAACUGGAUCUUUCAUUGCCCCUAAAUGAAGCCAAACCAUUUUCAAAACAUGUUGCUGAAACCCCAAAUCUCCCAACCAAAGGAAAAGAGAAACCGAAAAGGUACACACUUAACAUAACUGGAAUCGAAAACUAUGAAGCAUUGAGAAUCUCCAUACCGCACUGCUGGUCUGAGCCUGCAAUGGGUAAUGUAUUACGUAAAAACUUGGAACCGCCGGCUGUGCAACAAGCCGCAUUUGAUGACACAGUAUAUCGCAUGGAUAUAGCGAGAAAUGUGUGCGUGCGAGAAGCUUAUUCGGAAAUCACUCCUUUGGCCAAAGUUAAGCCUACCACUUCCUCAGUUUCCAGGAAUGUCCUACCUUCCCCUUUUAAAGAGGACACAGCAUUUCAGUUAAACACAUCAAUCGAUGAUCGAACCAAGUCAAAACAUCGAAGCAGCCUUCCCAAUGUUUCAGUUGCCGAUAUUUUUGACGAUCAGCCGAUGCAGUCGAAAUCCGACGCUUUGCUGGUAGAAGACGCAAUUAAGCCCUGGCACGUACAGACAACGGCUUGUCAAAGAAGUAAUUUCGCUUUAAACGCAGCCACCCAGGAAAACAACGGUUGUAUUAGUGGGCGUCUGGAAAUUCGGGUUAUUCCAAAAGAAACCUCUCAUCUGGACGACUCUGUUUACUAUGAUGCACUGGCAGCUGUUAAAAAUACUUCAACCACAAAUCAAGCCCACGACCUUUCUGACAAAGCCCUUAUUUACUGUGAUGAAAUAAAAGAAAAAGAUGCACUAAUAGCUUCCCCAACGAAUACAAUCAAUAAUUUUACGACACCAACCCACACGACCGAACCGCCUAUCGAAGCUAAUUUCUGCAGCGUACAUUCUGUUGGUGUCAAUAAACUGAAGUUGAAUGGAAAUAGUGAAACAUCCAACGCUAUAAAUGAUCAAGCAAAUAUCAAUGCAGGUGACUCCAAAGCUCCUUUGGCAGGAGACUGCACUGACUGCACUGGUUACAGGGAAACUGAGUCAGGAUGCGACCUUCCACUAUUAAAUCCUAGCAAAAUACCAGUGCGCCAAUCAAAAUGUGCAUCAUGGGCGGGUGCUGAUACUACAAUAAAUACAUCUAAAACAUUUGAGUCCACAAAAGCCCCACUGGAAAUCCUUAACAAUCCACAUAUUGACACGCCAAAUUCCGUAAAGGAUAUUACACCUGUUCGCAACACAUACUCCAUUGCUUUAGAAUAUCCUCCUAAUAUAACGGAUCUUACACCAGGUUUACGUCGUCGAAGAGAAUCUACUGAAGGAAAAUAUGUGACUGACCCAACGCAAUUGCAAUUAAAAUUCCAAAGACCUCGAUCACGAACUUCAAGCAGGACCCGUGGCAUUCCCAAUACAAUGCUAGGACAUUUUGAUGACAACGGUACUCCUAUGACUAGACACAUUGGGGCCCAAUUUGUUCAAAACGCAGAAUCAAAUAAUAUACCAACGAGUGAAUAUUCUGCUGAGCCACAACCUAAAUGCAACAUUUCGCCACCACCGGGGGAUCCAAAAACUGAAAAUAGUGCUCGGCUUCGUCGUUAUAGGCAUAACUUAGAAUAAUCAAACAACUUCAGGUUUACAGCAAACUAAUUUGCGAUCCAGAACAGUGAAUCUUGGUGGCUUAAGUCUAAAACUGUCUCAACGUAUACUUAUGUUUUUAAUGUAGCUAUUUGACAAACAAAAGAAUCGUCAUGAACAUCUUAGAAUUUUUUAAAUGUAAACCCAUUUGUAUACUUUUGUAGAGGGUAUAAUAGUUUCAGUCAAGAGUUUACAACGCAGUGAAGGAAACCUUUCCUACCCAAUAAAGUAUAUAAGUAUCACCAGGAGUCAAUCUAGCCAUGCCCGUCUGUCAGUCCGUCCGUUUUUACGCAAUAUUGUCCCUCAGUUUAAGAGCUAUCUGCAUUAAACUUUCCCAAAAAUUGUAUUUUUUUAUGUAUCGGAUCGGUCCUCCAACAAGAACAAUCCGAAAAAUAAUGACAAAAAAAUAUAACUUAGCUAAUUUCGAUUUUUUGUUUUAAUUCUUUAGGUUUAAAAUUGUAGAAUUCCAAUUUAAUUUUUUUAAAUCGUACGUUUCACAAUUGUUACUUUUUGUUAUUCAAAAAAGGAAAUGCUGAUUUUAUGUUCGUUUGAAAAUAAUAUAUUAGCAUGUUUUGAUUUAUUUAUUAUAAUAUAAACAAAAAAGUAAAUGGUCUGAAUGUAUUAUAGUUUACGAACAAACGAAAAAUACAGGUAUUUUGGGAAAAAUUUAAAUUGAUAGACUCAAUGGAGUUUUGUACUUUAAGGUCUGUUUUCGCGACUUCAUUUUGUGCUUUUGAUGAGUUAGGCCUUAAGAAAAGUUUGCCAUUACACUUUAGUUCAAUCAGGUCUGGUGUUUGAGUUUUUUAAAUGUAAAAACUUUUACUUCCUGAAAGUUCAUAAGUUCCAUUUCUAUACAAUUAUCAAAGCAGGGGGCUCAAAACUUCCUUAUGGCAGUGUAUUUACCAACACAUGUAAAAAGAUCACGAAGUGAAGAGCCGAUGAAAAGACAAAAACAAAUUACAUUCGAUUCAGCCAUCCAAAAGAGAAAUUGUUGCUGCCUUGCAUCGGUUUUAUCAGUAGCGAAUUGACCGCAAGGAAGAAUCGAAAAAGUGUGAGUGAAUUGCAAAAUGUGCCCAGCAAGCCUACAUAAUGUGCCGGGCCCCUGUGCGUGUGCAUUAAGAAUAACAAUUGUGCUCAAUGUGCAUAGGCGUGAGCACUCCUGAAUCAACGCUUUACAUAAAAUGGGCAAAUAGGUUUCUAAAUUAUGGGAAGCUUACUAACAUUUUGCAAGUAUUCUUAACGUAGACAGUCAUGCUUCACUUUUCCUUUGGUCCCAAAAGUGGGUGGCUUUUGCAGGGCCAAUAUUUGCCAGCUCUGGUAUUUUUAUACCCUU
This is a messenger RNA of Drosophila elegans, 5781 nucleotides long. RefSeq names its product tau-tubulin kinase homolog Asator (gene Asator). The coding region runs from base 162 to 4430 and encodes 1422 amino acids. Lineage: Eukaryota; Metazoa; Arthropoda; Insecta; Diptera; Drosophilidae. Gene Ontology annotation, biological process: peptidyl-serine phosphorylation; signal transduction. Gene Ontology annotation, cellular component: nucleus; cytoplasm. The record is from RefSeq and is a predicted model, not a curated record. The transcript has 15 exons. Gene Ontology annotation, molecular function: protein serine/threonine kinase activity; ATP binding.